This is a messenger RNA of Carcharodon carcharias (great white shark), 3751 nucleotides long. It is a transcript of the gene mterf4, whose product is annotated as mitochondrial transcription termination factor 4. Bases 134 to 1078 code for a protein of 314 amino acids. Lineage: Eukaryota; Metazoa; Chordata; Chondrichthyes; Lamniformes; Lamnidae. Gene Ontology annotation, biological process: regulation of DNA-templated transcription; chloroplast organization. The transcript is spliced from 3 exons. The record is from RefSeq and is a predicted model, not a curated record. Gene Ontology annotation, molecular function: double-stranded DNA binding. Gene Ontology annotation, cellular component: chloroplast.
UCCAGUUUAAAGUAAUCUAGAAAUAUUUCAGUAAAAAGAUUGACCGUGUGAGGGGGUGAGUGUGUGUCGAGGAUGAUCAGUGCACUGGUCUUCAGUAAAAGAGGAGGUGAAUCCUGUGGUGGUUGGUAAUGAGAUGAGUGAUAUUGUGAUAGAUAAAUGGAAUUCAGUCAGUCCUGAAUGUAACCUGCUGGGUCUCUCCAUUGCCUCAAGCGAGUUUAGCACAGUGAGAUUUCAAAGGUUCAGGCUUCAUGUCCAAUCUGUGCUGUUUGUUUUUGUUAAAACUGCAUUUGGACUAUUCCCCUUCUUUCCUCACCCUGUUGUUAUCUUUCAGGCUGUGCGUUUGCAUUGCUUCCUCCAAAGGACCCAGCCACUUGUUGGGUAUUGGCAACUUCUCUCUACACAGAAAUACAACACUCAAAAUGCAGGACCUUGGAGAUAUAUCUCUUGUGGGUUCCCUACAGCCGGGACUCUCAGUCAGUCUGAGGAAACUUCACCCGAUUCCCUUUCAGCUCCAAAGAUCAAACCCGAGCUUCUGGAAGCUCUCCGACAAACUGCUGCGAAAAAUUUUGGAAAGUCAGACAUCGAUACCUCAGGCUUUGAGAUUGUGGCCGAAUCCAUCCUGAAGCUCGGAUUCAGCCAGGUGCAGGUGAAGCAGCUGCUGGCUUUGAAUCCCAGAAUUGCUGUACAACCUCCACAGAAGAGCCUUCCUGCACUUUACAUGCUCAGCCUCCUUGGCCUAAACCCAAGCAGCACCCUCAAGGUCCUGGAGAAAUGUCCAGAACUGUUUGGAGCAAAGGACCAUCAACUUCAGUCGCGCAUUGACAACCUGCAGAAGCAUGGGCUGGGAGAAGGCAGUCUACAACGUGUAUUGCUGCAAUCCCCACAGAUCCUGAACCUCUCUGCAAAGCAGGUGAACAACACAGUGCGUUUCUUGAAAGACAAGUGUAUUUUCACAGGUCAGCAGAUAACAGAAAUCCUCCAGACUUCACCCAACAUCCUUUUUGAGAAAUCUGAAGAAUUGGAAUACAAGUUCCAGUUACCCCAUCACUGUGACACAGGCUUUACCUGGAUAAGGUAAUCAUCUCCAGGAAUGUGGUGUAGCUGUGUAGUUUGGAAUGUUUUUGAAAUAAAUUGAUGCUACUACAGGUGACCACAACUCUCACAAAUGAGGAAAAGACAUUGAUAUAUUUAUAUAUACAUAUUUUUUUAAAAGCAGAUUUUUUCAAAAUAAGCUUUACUGUUUACACAGCAUAAAUACAAAAAUAUGUAAUUUGAGUAAAGGACAAAGAGGUACAUUAAAUACUCCAUGCAGGCACUUGGAAUCUUUAUGAAAUAUAGAAUAGAUUUCAAUUGAUAAUUUUGAUGCCAUAUAGUAAUCCCAUCAGAUGUUUGGCAAGCAGAGGAUAAUGAUUAAAACAGUUCUUACCAGACUAGUUAGAUGCACAAUUAGAUUUUGUAGGUCCCGAACUACACACAUCACUGCAUGUAGACCAUGACACUACAUGAGUAGUGAUGAGAAGCUUUUGGUAUCCUUAUGUUGUGGUAACUUUAUAUUGCUCAAGGUGCCCCAUGGCUUACUAAAUGAUGGAGUUGACAAUUCACAAUGAUUUAUCCUGGUCAGGAUCUGUCAAACUGCCAAUCCUAGUCCCCAUGUCUUUGCUGGAUUCAUUGCUGUGGUGUUUUAGAUAGAAGUGAUGGAUUUCUCCUUCCUCCCAUCAUGGUUAAUUACAUUCACCCUGUCGUAGGUGCAAGGGCUGUGUCCAGACUGACUGUCACAAACCCCCAUGUCAGUCAGCAACUACUUCCAUGUAGGCAGAGACAAGGUGAGCAUAGUUAAUCCUUCAUGAGGCAGAAGGGACCUGAUGAAUAAAAUUAGUCACGCUUGAGCCAGGUAAUGCGAUUCAAACCUAUGACUACAGCAGCUGUGUGUUACACUGUCCACCACACAAUUACAUGCUACCUGGUUAUUUUACAAAUGUAUUUAACUAAGGUAUUUGUGAUAUUGUUUUCAUGACAAUGCUACAGACAGUUCAGGAUCUGUCAGGAAACAUCACCAUCUUUCAAGAUGGGCUGAAGCUGAGUCCCCACAAACUUUAACUGAGCUUUUAAAUUCCACAGGAGUUUGCAGUAGUUCAACACAGAUCUCCCCAGACUAAUCAGGUUUAGUGUCAUGUUUUGAAUGCAAGUGUUGGACAGCAAAUCCUGCACAUUCCCAUGAGGUGGCUAUGUAAACCACAUUGCUGUUUUUCUCAUUGUUUCUAACAUGAAAAUAUGUAAUUCAGAAGAUAAAUAUUGCAUCUAUGGUGUUCUCCCAACAUGCAAGGAAUCUUUAUAUAACAUAGUAUUACGAGAUAUAAACACGAUGGCAAUAGUCCAUCUUUGCAUUGAUCACGAGAUGGUUGUGUUCAUUCAACUAAAGAAAAGCUGAACAUUUAUUUCCUUAGGUAAAUACGUAGUGCAAAGUUUAGCAAUCUGUUAGCCAAGUUGCUUUUAUUUAAAGGAAUAGAAGUGAAACCAGCUGCUAGUACAAAAUUAGUUGUCAGAAUACUAGACUAGUGUCACAAUAGUGCACAAAAAUAUUAUAUAUUAAUUUAAAAUAACUUUAUUAAUUUAUUCCAUACUAAAGCAAUGCAAAGUGGCAAUUUUACUAUAGGUCUUUAAUCUGGGACAAAGUGAUGUUGGCUGUCGAGGCUACAUGCACCCCCCUAAUGAAGAGAGAUAAUUGCUUCCAUCACUAAACGUCAGGGCCAUUCAAUCCUCUGUUUAUUUUAUACUAAGAGUUGUAACAAGAAAUCAGCCACAACUGGAGAAAUUUACUGGUUUCGGUUUUGAGUAUUACAGAAUAGGAAGCAUUAGUUCCCCCAGUGGCUCUAAACCUUGAACAAGUACAUUUUAUAACUGAACUGGCAUUAAUAAAAUGAGAAUUAAACAGAACCGUGCAGGAUAUUGGUAAGUUUUGGUACACGAGUAUUGCUGAAAGCAUGCACUUUUAGGGAUUGGCACUGAUAGGUUGUCAACAGGAAAUCUAAAGUACAGCAACUGUAUCACAGAUGAUCUCAAAUGAAAUCUGACUUCACCUCAGUUUCUCAAUCUCAGAUGAAUUCAAUUGUUCUAACUGCAAGGGUCAUGUAGCUACAAACUCUGGCCCAACCCGGAGGGUUGCAAAAGAAACUUUAUGGAUUAUGAAUCACACAGAGAUCAACCACAGCUGAGGGCCAUACAGCAUGUGUAAUGAGGAGCUGUCUGGUUAUCGCUUCAAAGCGGAUAUCAAGCAGUCAUUCAGAUGGCAUAUAAUCAGACAAAAAAACAACCAGGCUCCGGGUGACAAAAAGCACUACACGCUGGAUGGUGUAAGUCAAAAUAAAAGGCUUAACUCAUAAAUCUAACUAAAGGAUCUCUAAUGUAAUUUUAUCAGUAAAUACUGAUGACAAUUCCUUUGUAUUCAUUACUUAUGUGAAUGGUUGCAGAGUAUGAAAAUAAUGUUACUGGGGUCAGAAAUAAGGUGACGUGUUUCACUGGUGCUCAGCAUCCUUAACAUUAGACCUUAAUAACAAGCAGUUUGAAUAUUCUUGAGUGAUGACAUGCAGGAGUGUUCUGCGUAAUUGUAACGUGUAUAAAUCCAAUGUUACUUAAAUGUAAUAGAACUAUAAAGUAUGUCAAUACAGCAGUGUUAAACUUUAAAAACAUACCAUUACAAAUAUGCUCACAACCUUUACGUACCUACUAAAUAAAAUGGUUAAUAGCAUAUUCA